Molecule: messenger RNA, 1804 nt
Organism: Nerophis lumbriciformis (worm pipefish)
Lineage: Eukaryota; Metazoa; Chordata; Actinopteri; Syngnathiformes; Syngnathidae
Gene: nagk
Product: N-acetylglucosamine kinase
Molecular function (GO): N-acetylglucosamine kinase activity
Source: RefSeq, a predicted model, not a curated record
GAUAUCAUCAGCAGGGUCAUAUGAGCAAAACAGGAAAUGAAACAUGGCGUCAGUGUUCGGCGGCGUCGAAGGUGGCGGUACCCACUCCAAGGCAGUUCUUGUGGCUGGAGAUGGGAAAAUCUUGGCAGAGACUGAGGGGCCCUCCACUAACCACUGGUUGGUUGGUGUGGACUCGUGUAUCCAAACCAUCAAUGAAAUGAUCCUUAGAGCCAAAAUGGAGGCAGGGCUGGAUCCAAACACACCACUUCGCUCACUGGGCAUGUCUCUGAGCGGGGGAGACCAGAAAGAUGCCAUCGACAAACUCAUCACUUGCAUGAAGGACCACUUCCCAAGCCUGAGCCAACAUUAUUUAAUCGCAAAUGAUGCUAUUGGUGCCAUGGCAACUGCUAGUGAUCAUGGAGGCUUGGUGUUGAUAUCAGGAACUGGCUCCAACUGCAAGUUGAUUAAUCCGGAUGGCUCCCAGGUGGGCUGUGGAGGCUGGGGUCACAUGAUGGGUGACGAAGGAUCUGCAUUCUGGAUUUCUCAUUUGGCUGUAAAGACUGUGUUCGACGCCAAAGACAAGCUGGCCGCUCCACCCCAUGAUGUCACAUAUGUGACUAAAGCCAUGCAGGAGUAUUUCCAGGUGUCUAAUCUAAUGGGCAUGCUGCCACACCUCUACAGAAACUUCCAGAAGUCCCACUUUGCUGGAUUCUGUAAAAAGCUGGCUGAGGGUGCAGAGGCCGAUGAUGCGCUGUGUCGACAUGUGUUCACCCAGGCUGGGAGAGUGCUCGCCAAACACGUGCGAGCGGUUUUACCUGCUGCACAGGAGCCUCUACUGACCGGUGACCUUGGUCUUCCCAUCCUGUGCGUUGGCUCCGUGUGGAAGAGUUGGGAGCUUCUGAAAGCAGGCUUCAUCCAGGUGCUGGAUGAGGUGGCGUCAUCAGAUGAGUUCAAGGGUCGUUUCCUUGGCUACAACCUCAUGACGUUGCAGCAGUCAUCAGCUCUUGGAGGCGCAUGUCUUGGAGCUCAGAGUUUGGGUGAUGUUUUAAAGAUGGAUUACGCAGCUAAUGCCGUCAUUUUCUACAAUCACUCCUUCUGUAGCAAGGAGUAACAUUUCAGAACUACCACAUCUUGUUUACAUGCAGUCUUUAUUUACAGUCCUAAGUUUAUUUAGUUUGUCAAAUGACACUGACUUGAUUAAUACUAUUAAUGAUUCCAUUUAAUGGCUCCUUAUUCUGAGAUAUAGUCCAAAGUGCUCCAGUAGAUCCCCACCUUUUGCAUGUCAGCAUUUGCUUCCCUGCCUAUACGUUCUUUUUUCUUCUGCUUUAAAUCAUAUUUUCUAUGGUAAUGGAAAUAGAAAGUGUUUUGAUGGCACUAUCUGUAGGGUAAUACUGUAAAAAGUGCUGCAGCUAUAAAUCCUGCAGAGGGCGUUGUCUCACAUGUUUACACGUUCAACAUUUUCCAUAAGGGAUAAGCUUUGAAGACGCAUAUUGUAAAGUAAAUUAGAAUAAUGUAUACCUAUAGUUGCUGCAUUUAAAACUAGUUUAAUAACUUAACCACCAAGUCCCCCAAAAGUAGAAGUCACCGUUUUGGGUAUCAAAAUAGGCAUUUUGAGGGGUUAUUUAAAGGCUGCGUCCAUUUUUGUCAUUUGCAUGUGGUCUUGGCAGUUAACAUCCACAAAAAGUGGGAAUCUACUGUACUCUUGGCAAGUGUUGCAAUCAGGGUGGUUGUGAGAUCAUUGUGCUAAAAACAAAUGUCCAAUGAAAGUAAAUCUGAUAUUUUGACUGUUUGUACACGUUGAAAAAAUAUAUUUUUCCAUACAUCA